AUGUUAUAAUAAUCAGAUAAGGACUUCACUCUUGAAUAGGUGGUUGGUACAGGAACAUUUGGAAUGGUGUAUUUGGUAAAUUUUUUUAAGAAUGAAACUAGGCUACUGAUAAUAAGACCAAAGAGAAGGUAGCCAUAAAGAAAGUGUACCAAGAUCGUAGAUAUAAGAACAGAGAGCACCUUAUCAUUUAAGAAUUGAAUCAUCCUUGUGUGGUUAUGUUAAGACACUCUUUCUUCACACCAGGGGAAAAUGUAUAUCAAUUACAUAUUCAUACUCUAGCCAUAAGAUGUGUACCUAAAUCUAGUUAUGGAAUAUGUACCUGAAACACUUUCAAAAAUGAUUAGAUAAAUGCGUAAAUAGAAACAAAGUGUCCCUGCUCCUUUGAUAAAGCUCUACAGUUAUUAGAUGAUAAGAGCAUUACUUUAUUUGUAGGGUAUUAGACAAAAUAUUUCACUCUAGCAAUUGGGAUUUGUCACAGAGACAUUAAACCUUAAAAUAUCUUAGUAAAUUUAGAGACCAAUGUUUUAAAAAUAUGCGAUUUUGGUUCAGCAAAACGACUUGUUGUCGGAGAACCCAAUAUAGCUUAUAUAUGUUCACGUUACUAUCGAGCUCCUGAAUUAAUUUUUGGAGCCACAGAUUACAAUACUUAAAUAGAUAUGUGGUCUAUUGGUUGUGUGAUUGCUGAAAUGGUUAUCCUUGAACCUUUAUUUCCAGGAGAAAGUGCUUAAGAUUAAUUACUUUAAAUCAUCAAAAUACUUGGUACUCCAACUCCAGAGGAUAUUAAUUAAAUGAAUCCUGCUAAAGCUGAUGUCAGAUUACCUAUGAUUAGAGGGAAUCCCUGGACUAGAGUAUUUGCAAAAUAAAAACCAGAACCACUCUUUUUAGAUCUUAUUACAUAAAUGCUUACGUAUUUAAGAACAUCAUAAUAUAAUUAGAUAUUCACCUAAAACAAGAAUCCAACCAAUUGAUGCUCUUUUACAUCCAUAUUUUGAUGAUCUUAGAAAAGAAGGAUUCUCUAAUCAAAAUUUUAAGACACCUAAUCUUUUCGACUUCAAUAAAUAAGAACUAAGCAUAAAACCAGAACUCUAAACUAAAUUAGUUCCAUAAUGGUAUUAAAAGCUAAAUAAAUGA
Messenger RNA from Paramecium pentaurelia, 1131 nucleotides. The record is from the annotation of a GenBank genome assembly. NCBI's taxonomy places the organism in Eukaryota, Ciliophora, Oligohymenophorea, Peniculida, Parameciidae.